CUUUAUGAAAAAUGACCGAUCUAUAAAUUUAUGGUUUAUCAAAAUUGUACCUUUCUCGCCUUAUAUAGUAUCAAGUAAAUUAUAAAAGCAACAAGGAUAGACAUAUUUUCUAUCGCAUAAACAAUUUGACAGAAACGUAGAUUCCUUAUAUGGUCAAACCGAAACCGCAUCAGUGAGAAAAACUUUAUUUGCUAAAAUUUAAAAGAUGGAGACUAUUUUGCAACAAAAAAUAAUAGAAGCAACUCACUGCGUUGAAAAACAAUUAGACACAGAGAUAGAAAAGUUAGAAAAUCUGGACAUUAGUGAUUUUGAAAAGUUGCGUGAACAACGUUUAAAGAAGCUAAAGUUGCUUCAACAACAAAAGCAGAAUUGGUUGGCAUUGGGUCAUGGAGAAUAUUCAGAAUUAUAUGACGAAAAAGAAUUCUUUGAAAUUUCAAAAAAGUCUCAAAACAUUGUUUGCCUGUUUUGUAAAGACGAUUCCCCAAGAUGUAAAAUAGUAGAUCAUCAUCUUAAAAUUCUUGCAAAAAAACAUAUAGAAGCAAAGUUUUGUAAGUUAAAUGUAGUACGAUGUCCAUUUUUAACUGAACGUUUAAGGAUCAAAAUUAUUCCUACAAUUGCUCUCAUUGUUAAUGGUAAAACUAAUGAUUACAUUGUGGGAUUUACUGAUUUAGGAAAUCGUGAUGAUUUUUCAACUGAGACAUUAGAAUAUAGAAUUUCACUUUCUGGAGCAAUAACAUUUGAAGAGAACUUGUCAUCAGAAAAUAAUAAAAAACCAUGGUUAUCACAAGUUUCAAAACCUAAAACAAUCAAAGGACCUAAUGGUUCAAAACCUGAUGAUUCGGAUGAAGAUUAAAAAUAAUUCAUAAUUUUUAACGAUUCAUUAGCUAAUAUUUAUAAGCUUUUACCUGUAUGUAAAAUUUAAUUAAUAAAAAUUAAUAAUCGUUAAA
This is a messenger RNA of Bombus pyrosoma, 947 nucleotides long. Its product is annotated as thioredoxin domain-containing protein 9. Gene Ontology annotation, cellular component: cytoplasm. The record is from RefSeq and is a predicted model, not a curated record. Bases 206 to 853 code for a protein of 215 amino acids. The transcript is spliced from 4 exons. Gene Ontology annotation, biological process: microtubule cytoskeleton organization. NCBI's taxonomy places the organism in Eukaryota, Metazoa, Arthropoda, Insecta, Hymenoptera, Apidae.